CGGUGAACCCAUCGGCGAGCGGGCACGAUGCCGCGAGGUCAGGCUCGGGUGUUCGAGGAUGGGGGGGAGGACGAGAAUCUGAAGGCGCAGAAGAGAUGUUGCGUGUACAAGUACAUUCGCGUGGGACAGAGUCUCGGCGAGAGAUUCCGCGGCAAUCGCAUGUUGAAGUGCGUUUUCUGCGGGCACGAGUUCCAAGGCAACCAGUUCGUGGCGGCGCGCCAUUUCAGCCAGGGCAAGGAAUGUCCGGAAGUGACCGACGAGGCAGUUGUCGGCAUCCACUGCAACAGUGAGUACAAGAUAUCCGACAAGUUCCUACAGCGGAUCCAGCAGUUUGAGGGGCUUCACAGUCCGACGCCUGCGAUGGAUCCGCGACGGGACGAGGGGGGGGAGGGAGAGAUGAGGGACGCGAAGGAGCAGAUCGACGUGCACGACGACGUCGAGGAGGUUGCGCGGGCGUGGUCAUUAGGGAGGGAGCGAUGGAAGGGCGUUGUCAGCGAGCCGGGGGGGCAGCAGGGGCAGUACUUUGCAUCGGCGCACGUGUCGGUUCGUACACGGGCAGGUGCCGAUACGGCUAAGGCGGGUCCGUCUGCGGGGAAGAGGAAGGAGAGAGAGGAGGGGGCACGACCGAUGGCAGCAGCCGCAUCACAGAAGAGGCUGAGGCAGAACACGAUCACGAAUCAGCGCCUGGCGUUCAACGUCUUCCGAAGCGAGCCGUGGUUGGACGUCGUCCGACACUUCAAGGAUUUGCGGGGGCCAGUGAGGGUGUUGUGGCCUUCAGAGAACGAGAUUGCGGACAUAGAGACCAUUGUCCACACGGCGGACGAUAUGGGAGCUGAUCUCGUGGAGGUCAGGGCUCCUUUCUAUGUUGAGGGGGCCACCAUUAUGUCAGACGGAAGGAAAUCACACGAUGCUAGACCCAUCGUUAACUUCCUUGUCGGCGGGUCACGUGGGGUGAUGCUCGUCCGGACGAUGAACAGGGAGGGUGAGCGGGAUCGCGCGCCUGAUGUGUUGGCGCGCUGGAUCAAGGUGUUUGAUGACUUUCCCCCUAAGUGGGUGAACGCCAUCUGCACCAACUCCGCCUCGGCGUACGUUGCCGCGACGAACAUGCUCAAGGGGCCCCAUCAGAGGCCAGAGCAUCGACGGAUCACGUGGCUCCCAUGCGCAGUGCAUGUCUGCAACAAAAUGUUGUCAGACAUUGGCUGUUCGGGCCCAUGGUCCAAGGACAUCAUCAUGAGGGGGAGAGCGGUGGUGCACUUCAUUAAGGAGCUUGGCGCCGCUCUCCACAUUUUUCGGGGGGAGAGCAGUCAAAUGGGCCUCAUCUAUCCUUGCGAGACACGUUUCGCAUCCGUGUUCGCGAUGGUGGAGCGUUUGCUGGCAGUGAGGUCAGCAUUGGAGAGGACGGUGGAUGGCGAUACUUGGGGUAUGGUCCCUUGGGACCACUCCGUUCGUCAGUUGGCUAGGUGGUCAGGUGGCAGGUGCGGCAUGGAAGUUGGUGGGAUUCCAUGGGCGUCUUGUUCAGCAUCAUGGAGCCUGUGUACGACCUGCUGUGCAAUAUGGACCGCGGAGGCUCGAUGCGCUCACAUGUUGGAGCCGGCGCACGCCGCUGGUCACCUUCUCUGUCCCAGCCGACGGGACUUGCGGUACUUCGAGGGCGUGGUCAGCGACUACGACGCGAGCUUGGUGAGGGAGGCGGAGUCUUACAUUCUGUCGCAGACAGGGUUUAGUGUGGCGAGCCGUGACUACGAGACCGGGGGAGAGGCGAAGACAGAGAUGUACAGAGGUGCACAGGCGAUGCGGAGACGUACGAGUCCCGGUGUUGGUGGUCGAGAGGACGUCCGUAGACGGAGUGGCGGAGAUGACCUGUUCGUUCCAGUUGAUUUGGAGGAGGAGUCUGGGGGUCGUCAUGGGAGCCCUGUAGAGCGUCCGAGGCCUACGUCCACUGGCCCACUUCCCGCUGAGUGGGAGAGAGAUCCUGGGUCUGCACCUUUGAGGGGGGCAGAGUCGGGGAUUGGCCAUCGUCCUCUGGGUCGCUCUGGCACGGCAUCAUCCACCGCUCUUCCCACUUCGACGGAGGAGCUUCAUCGACAACCAGCCAGUGCAGAUCGAUUGCAGAGAUUGGUGAGGGGCCCGAGACAGCGAUUGGAGGACAGAUUAGAGAGCGGUCCUUCACCGGUGCAGAGGGACGACGAAGAUAGACAGGGGUUGGUUGGUGGAGAUGGUGGUGCGUUGGCCGGAGGUGGAGGCGGUACCGAGGUUGCUGCGGCGUUUGAGGGGAUACUGAUGGGCAGCGGAGGCGGUUUCAGUGAGUUUGGUGACAUGGGUAUGCCCCAGGGAGAGAGCGUGGGGCGGGCCCGAGGAGAGAGUGAGUCCCGUGGGGACAUCAGUGUGGGUAUGCAGGACUUACUGGGACAGAUCAGCUUCGCGGACCCGAGUAGUUUCUCCCCUGCCAUGCGCGCAGAGGUGAUGUUGGGUACAGAGGGGGAUGAGGACCGGACACCCCCUGGAGAGACAUCUGAGGAGAGGCUAGAGCUUCCCUCAUGGGACAGAGGGACCCCAGGACGCAGGAGCUCGCCCGUCUUGCGGCCAAGGACCGACGGAGGCAGCUGGGGACAUUUACGCCGGCGUCCGUUGACGUGGGGCUAACUGCCCACACGGAUCCUCCGGCAGAGGUUCACGACACCACGCAGCGGGAGGCGGCUUCGGCAGAGGUAUCGAGUAC
Molecule: messenger RNA, 2719 nt
Organism: Chara braunii
Lineage: Eukaryota; Viridiplantae; Streptophyta; Charophyceae; Charales; Characeae
Source: the annotation of a GenBank genome assembly